CGAGUGUUGAAAGCGUUCAGACGUAGCAGGCGGAAGAAAAGCUGGCUCAUAAGCGAAACGAAGGUGAAUGCCAAGCCAAGAAGUGUGGCAAAGUAGAAAAUCUGUUAAUUGAGGCGCGUGUGAAAAGUGUGAAAAUCAGCAUACUGACUGAAAAUCAGACGUAAAAGUGAAAAUUAUCUGUUUAAAGUAGAGUGGAGUGGAAACUUCGGUUCUUGCACCGUAACAGGAAAUAAUCAGUGGCCAAAACUAAGAGUCCAAGAAGAGCGUGGAAGAGAAGAACAGUGGACUGAAGUCGAGUCGAUCUCAGACGACCGCUGCUGAAUCUCAAAAACAGAAGCCAAGAAAAAAACAAAGCCAGAGUGAAAAUGAAAGCUGGCCGCGCCUUUGGCUGCCUCUUCUGGGCCCUGCUCUAUUGUGUGCUCUAUUUGGACCUGGUCAGUGGCCAUUCCGCCGACGAUGAGCUGAUGGACUUUGACUUUGCCGACUCCAAGGAUGCUGUGCAGGAGGACUGGCAGUUGGAUGAUUUGGAGGAGGCCCAGCAGGCGGAGCAGGCGGACAAGAAGUUGGAGUCGAAUAUGCUGGACUUUAGCGUGGAUCUGGAUGAGCCGGAACCGGAGAGACAAUUGCCACCAUUCGACUGGCGGGAACGGGUCUUGAGGAACGCCCUGGCCAAGGCCUUGGCGGACGAGGGAUUGCGUCAGAAGUUCGUGGAGGUGAUGCCCAUUCUAAGGGUGCUUUCCUCGCAGCAGCGAUUGGCUUUGUCCGCUCUGAUCUCGGCUCAAAUGAACGCCAAGAAGGGACACGAACUAAAGUUUGAACAGGUUCGCAUGAUGUUUGGCAAUGACAAAAAGCUGCUUCUGCCCAUAGUCUUCGAUAUCGCCAAUCUGAUAAAGAGUUCCACCCGCAAGUAUAUUAAUCUGGAAUCGGACUCGGCAUCAGCUGCACUUUUCCACACCCCCAUCAAUCGUCGUGAAGAUGAUUUGACUGCCGAGGAGUCCCAGCAAGACGACCAAGUGGGCACCAUUGCCGUUAAUGUGGAACCAAAGGGGGUUUCUCCGCGGGAGGAACCCUUUGAAUCCCUAGAGGAUUUCUUCGAUGAGAUGGGAACAGAAGUGCUCGAUCCGCAGAUGAUAAAUGAGGCCCUGACAGGCGAUCUUCAUGGCAACGAAACAAAGCCUGCGAAACCGGAAAACCAUGGUCAAAGAGUUCGACGAUCGGCAAAUGAGUUUGUCCACAAGUUGACUCGAUCUGUGCCCGCUUCUGUGUCUGAACAGCAGCUUUUGGGUGGCAUUGCUGGGCGUACUAUCAAACUGAAUACCACAGCCUUUCAGCAGGCAAUAAGUCAGGAGGCGAAGGAGGAGCAGGUGGCUUCCUCUAAUGAUGACCAGUCCUAUUUGGCGGUAGAGGAUCUUGCUUUUGCUGGUUUGAAUGGCACUGAAAUUCCUCUAAGUGCCGAUGAGAGAUUAGACCUGCAGCGAAACAGCGCCGAGGAUGCAGAGGAACCGCUACCCAGUCCCGAGGAACUCAUUGCCGGACCACGUUACCGGCUGGGAAAAAGACCAUUGCAUGGUCAAAAAUCGGGAUCACCCAUUAAGAGGAAGAGGGUGCAAACAUCUGUGAGGGGAAGACCCAAAACAGCCGCCAGUUCCCACAAGCCCGUGGUGACCGCAUCUCACAAGAAGUGCGAACGAUUCACCAGCAACAUGUGCAUCCGCACCGACGACUAUCCGCUCGAACAGAUCAUGGGCAGCAUUCGAAGACACAAGAAUGCCAUGUCGGCUCUUUUGGCCGAGUUCUACGACAAGCCCAACAAUAAUCUGGAGUUUGGCGACGAAUUCGAUGACUUCAGCCUGAGCAAAAAGAGGCGUGAGGAUGAAGGCAGUGCAGGUGGGAUGUGCCAGAGCGUGGUGCGUUAUGCCCGACCCCAGAAGGCCAAGUCCGCUUCGGGAGAGUGGAAAUACAUUGUGAACACCGGCCAGCACACGCAGACCUUGCGGCUGGAGAAGUGCAGCAAUCCCGGCGAGAGCUGUUCCUACCUGGCGCAGACCUAUCGCUCCCACUGUUCGCAGGUGUACAACUACCACCGAUUGCUCAGUUGGGAUAAGGUUCGGGGUCUUCAUGUGGACAUAUUCAAGGUGCCCACUUGCUGCUCCUGCCAGGUGGAUGGCUAUCGGCAGCAGUUUCCACCACUCUCAUCCAUUCAGGCCAAGGACUAUUCACCCUUGGGCAAUAUGAAUGUCAAUCAGAAUGGUUACAGCACCAUCAACGAGGAGGAUCUUGAUUAUGCCGAUGAGAGUGAGGAGGACGAACUGGGUCUGCGUUAUCCCUCGUUCAACCAUCGGGAAACCAACGAGCUGUACUCCAGCAGCAAUAAGGUGCGAGUGAAGUUGCCUGGCUUGAGUUCCAGUGUGGGUCCCUACCUGAGUCCCCCGGAUGAUGACGAUGAUCGCUAUGGCGGCGGCGCAUUUAAGGUCUCCAGUUCUGGCUCCAAGAAGUAUUACACACAGACGAGCCACCGGCGACCGCAGCAGCAGUCGGAGGCGCGUCUGGACUUGGAUUUGGCACCAAGUGAGACGCAUACGGACCAAGAGGUAAACCUAUUCGCUGCUGGCCCCGCAGAGAAGCCGCGUGUCCCGCUCAAUCGCAAGCGUAUUUAUGCCUCCACCCACACAGCACCCCCCACAUCCGCAACCGCAACCGCAUCCGCAUCCGCAACAUCGUCCGCAGGAGCAGGAGCUGCUGCCGUCCGCCUACGAUUUCCACAGACCACAAGUAGCCUACCAGGCCGAACGGGAACAGCUGCCAUUGGGCCGGAAUUCGGCGGUUUCAGUGGUGCCCUCUCCGGCGGUGCCUCUGCCCCUGCCGCCCAUGCCCAUCAAACAGGUGGUGCAACAGCAUCCCCAACAGCGGCAACACUUCCAACCGGCUACCACCGGCAGCAAGGUGGCAAGUCGCGACCCCGCUUCUAUGCACCACCGCUCACAGCUGCCACGCCCACGACCCACACAGUGGCUGCCGACUCAGCGGCGUCACUUUCGACCGAGCGCACCACCGAUCAGUCGACGGCACUACCACAGCCACCAUCGAAGGCCAACUACCCAGUGAGCUCCAUCUUCCCCAGCGGCGGCGGAAAUGGCGAGGUUUCGGGCAAGCGGAUCAACUAUAACUACCAUCCCAUCAUUGAUUUCUUUGAGAAGAAGAGUUCUACAGUGAAACCUCUGGCCGAGGAAUCUCACAUAGUGGAGCAACGUAUAUACCCGCAGAAUACCCUCACAUCGCAACAGAAAGGCAUGGGCAUGGGCAUAGGCCUGGGCAUGGAGAGCAUCGCUGGAGUGUACCAACAUCCCAUACCGGUGCCCAAAACUCACGAGCGGCGCAUGGGUUUCAGGGCAAAUGGUGGUGCAGGUGGUGCUGUGGGUGGUGGUUCGGCCGGCGGUUUCGCCAGCGAUAACGCCUGGCUGCCCAUGGUUGCGGAGUAGCUUAAGCUUAAGUCGCAUGAUUCCAUCAACCUCAAAUUCCCGCAAUCUAACGUAUUAACGCCGAUGCCCUAGCUCGUAGUCUCUGCCCUUCUCGCCAGGAGCUUAAUCUUGUAGUUUGUCCAAAUGGCUCCUAAUCUCAAGCCCCCCAUAUCCCAUACCCAAUCCACUCUAAUGUUUAACCAACUAUGUUUAUUUAUUUAUUUAUUUUUUAGUGUGUAGCGAGAAAAUAAGAGACGAAUUGGUCAAGA
Drosophila elegans is the source of this 3727-nucleotide messenger RNA. RefSeq names its product neurotrophin 1 (gene NT1). NCBI's taxonomy places the organism in Eukaryota, Metazoa, Arthropoda, Insecta, Diptera, Drosophilidae. The transcript is spliced from 6 exons. Gene Ontology annotation, cellular component: extracellular region. The record is from RefSeq and is a predicted model, not a curated record. Bases 366 to 3479 code for a protein of 1037 amino acids. Gene Ontology annotation, molecular function: Toll binding; growth factor activity. Gene Ontology annotation, biological process: regulation of Toll signaling pathway; innate immune response; central nervous system formation.